GGUGUUGUGGUUCAGCUACUCUCUGUGCUUUUUAAGGAACUUGUACCGAUACAACCGUCAAAGAAUGGCUCAACAUUAGAAGGCAUUCCUUGUCAAGAUUCAAUGCUCGAUUCUGGAUCCACAGAGAAUGUUUGCUUUGACAAACCCAACAACUGUCAAGGUCAGGGUCAAACAGAAUUUGAAGAGGACAAGGGACCUCCAGGAGAGAGUUUGGAGCGGAUUCACUUAAGCUCGCUGCCAGAGCUGGUUGACGUGAUUCACUGUAUGGAGAACUUAUUUUCUGAGUCAGACAAAACAUUGGAGGCUGAACCUUCGGAAGAGUGCCCUUCUUCCAGUACCCCAUGUUUAAACAUCCCACUGUUACCUAGCCACACCGUUUCAGAAGAGACCGCCCGCCUGAUAACAGAAAUAAGGUCACUGUUAUCAGAUUUCACAACGAUAUUUAUUGAAAAGGCUUUUACACAAAUUGUGCUGUCUCUCUUGAAUCACAAUGCAACCUCCAAAAACUCAGUUGAUGAAAUGUAUUUUACAUGGAUGGUGGCAUACUUCUUAACAUUUGCAAGGAAAAAGAAAAUGAAUUUUAAUUGCGUUAGAGUAGUUUUUCUGCAUGAAGUAGUGGGGAUGAUUGUUUUCCAAGGUCUUAAAACAUGGACCAACAUCUUACAGCUCGGGGAGAGUUGUCCUGUGAACAGAACAAGUUCUCUGUGAAGGUUUCAUUUGGUGGUAACAGCUCUCAAGGAGAUCUUUAAAUGUCUCAGAAUGUACAGCCAUGAUCCAAACAUUCCUGAAGAAGGCAGAACAGCCCUUCGUAUGAUAAAGUAUAACUUGUCUUCUAUGACAGACCUGCGUCAGUUUCUCGUAUUAACCCUGCGGUCGUACAAAUCAGAAUCAGCCAAUCUCUCGUUCCUGCGUGAUCUAAUUAAGACAAAUCACCUGUUAAUGCAGGUAUUGGACGAGUCUUUACACCUGGGCAUUAACCCAUCAUUUCAGAUGCUUGCUCAUGUUCAACAAUUUGGGUCGAAGGAUAUCAUGCACAAUUUUGGGAAACUCUUGGCCAAUUUUGAAAACAACAGCCCAAGUUUGAACACUGCCAUUUUAACCAUGAUGCAUCAUGUUUCCGGAGAUUGUGGGAAGGUGUCGUCGUUGAUUCAGUUGAGCGUCAUCAGCACAUUCGUGAAACUUUGUGACACAAAGUAUCCCAUGUCUGUGGAAGUCAACGACCUAAUUGAAUAUGUUUUUAAAACAUUCAUCAAUCGAAUGUGGUCAGACCCACAAAAAUUGGCACAAGAUAUAUUUUGUGAAUUUUCAGAAUAUGAUGAGUUCACGGAAGAAGAGAAAGACUUGACGAUAUCCUUGUACAUGGAAUCGGUAGAUGGUAGUGAUUUGGUCAAGACAGUGAGGCAGAAACUCGAACAAAAUGGUGUGCAAAAGUCCCAGAAAGAGAUAUCAGAGUUUCUCACAUCGUGUGGUUUUGAAGUCGAUCAGUUGGAUGAAGAUAAGAAGGAAGAUGAAAUUCAGUUCUCAGAAAAUGAUGGCAGCUUGGAAGCUUAUGAUUGCACACUGGUGAAGAACCAUGUGGACAAAAUCCAAGAGGCAGGAAUGAAAUCUGCACUGAAAUGGAUUCAAAGCUCUUUGCUAGAAGUCUGCUUUUCCAAGCUGGUUAUCUCUGGAUUCAAACCAACGACAUUGAAACAGAUGUGGGAACCGAUGUCCUUCUACUGCACAGUCAAGAAGACAGAUGUUCCUCUCCUGCCAUUUAAUGAUGAACAAGAAUCAUUUUGUAAAGACACAAAGGUGAGGUACCUGUUGUCAGCCUUGCAGUUCCGUGUCCCUUCUCACUCGCAAGACUACUUCUAUGUCCCAACCACCUGGGGCAUAAAGGAUUUGUGGGACAAAGCGGGCAUUCUUGGCCAAAUCAAUCCAGAAGAAUUGAAGUUUUCAAUCGAAGAUCUGGAGUCACAUUUGUCUAUGAAGCAGGAGAUCACUUACGUCGAUGCUGUCAACUUUGACAGGGAAAUUCAUGCUCCAAACACGGGUAAUAUGGGCACAAGCAACAAGAUGUUCUGGGCCCGGGCUGUGAGUAAGAUCAACAAGAAUUUGAGUAGUCUAUCAUCCGAUUCUCCGAGCCCCAUGAUCUCCUAAGAUAAAUCAGAUCCUGUAUCUCAGAAUUCUUAUUUAGGUCUAACUGAUAUUUGUAAAACCACCAUAUAUUGGGAUAUAUUUCUACUUUUGCAACUCUGCUGGGUUUGGCACAAUGGUAAACAUUACCAUGGUCCUGGACAUCCCUCUGAUUGUCUUCUCCGUCCGUUAGUUGAGGACCUUUUCAGGUAUUCCUAUAAAAUUUGGUCAGCUUAAUAAUGUUGAUGUCAUAGUUUUCCUUGAAAACAUCUCUUUCAAACUUCUGAGUCAUAAAUGAAACAGACCAAUCUACAGCCUUACAAAGCCUUACCUUUGAUCUACUGUCUCAGGUCAGACUUGGCAAUAUUGUAUUUCCUAAAACUAUUUACUUGAGGGGACAUUAAUAUUGUCUUCUUACCGACCUACUUUCUCAGGUCAGAGUUCAUAUUCACUAAUCGCUUUCAGGUGCAUGACAUUUUAAAACACCCCUUGGAGAAAAUGAUAAGGCCCAUAUUUUGUCUGUGUUAUAUAUUGUUUGAUCAUCCAUCUGGCAUCACUUGGGAGACACCACUUUGGAGGGGUGUUGUCAAAAAUGCCUGACACCUUUCUGAUUUGGCUUGAAAUUUCCACCAAUGUUUAUUCAAAAACUAUUGAGCCAAACGCAGAUAUGCUAGGCGUAGAUGGAUCCACAGGUGGGUGUCAAGAAGAAAAUUUUUAUGUUAUUUUAUCCUGAAAUUCUAGUCCAACUGGUAUAACUCCUAAACGGAAGGUCUUAAAUUUGUUAUCAGGCCACUGUACAGAGUAAUUCUGCUUCCUGUCAUUGUUGUACUACAGUAUCUCCAUGGGGAAAAUGAUUAAUACCUGAGUUUGCAUUCCAAAUAUUACUGUUCCAACAUAGUUGAACUAGGUUAAGUCUACACCACACCUUUUGUACACCUCAAGGUCAUUUACCCAGUUUAUUUCAGAGAAAAGGAAAAAUGUUAUUUUUUUUUACUCAAAUGAAAUAUGUAAUAUUCAGUAGUAUGUAUAUGGCCAAAAGAGUUGAAAUUGCAACUUUUAUGUUUUAGCACCAUAACUCUUUUAAGUGCACCCGAUUCCAACUCUUAAACUCCAUAAGAAAAUGAUAUAAUGAGAUUUCAAAAUUUUACUGAGUAAAUCAAAGUAGGAUUUGUUGAAAGAGACCCAACAAUUUACUGUUUAGAUACAGCCAGAUUGGACAUGUUUCUGCCUGUAAGUUUCCGUUAGAACCAUUCUGUUGUAUCCUUUAUUAC
Molecule: messenger RNA, 3389 nt
Organism: Liolophura sinensis
Lineage: Eukaryota; Metazoa; Mollusca; Polyplacophora; Chitonida; Chitonidae
Product: protein timeless-like
Exons: 16
Coding region: 760-2142 (460 amino acids)
Biological process (GO): entrainment of circadian clock; DNA repair; DNA replication checkpoint signaling
Cellular component (GO): replication fork protection complex
Molecular function (GO): DNA binding
Source: RefSeq, a predicted model, not a curated record